AUGAGUAGGACUGCGCAGAUUGUCUAUCGAGAGGAAGGGGACUCCCAUGGGGAGCGGGGGAGGGGGUGGAAGAUCACAUGGAGUAUCGCCGCCCAGCAGCCGCGAUUCUACCAGUCGGCGAAUAUCACCAUUGAGGCUAUGACCAACGCUGGCGUGGCCGACGAGCUUGUCGCCGACGUUGGUGCGUUGAUGACGAGCGAGCGUGAUAGUCUCAUUGCCCUCGAGGAUCCGGAACAGACGGGCACAGCUGAAAGAGGCGCGCUGGCCGAAGGCGUAAUUGGACGCCGUAGUCUUGACUUCCUCGUCGACACCCUCCAGCGCACCACCACGCACGCUCUCCAGGCCAUCACCUUGAUCGCCCCACGAGGACAUGGCAACAUUGUGCGCGCCGACAUUGUGCCCAAGCGCAUGCACGAUGUCGAUAACGUCGAGACCACGGUGGCGCUCGCAGAGCCUUUGCAACUUUACACGGACGAAUCGUGGACAGCAACCACCUCUCUGUCGACCCUCUUCCGCACCGCCGCGGGCGCCAUUCGUCUAAGCCCACUGUCAGAGGGGACCAUUGCCGACGCCUGGACAGCACUUGAACCCGAGCUGGAGAACCGCCUGAGUGUGCCGCUCCUGCUCACCGGCCUGAAGCGCCAACUGCUGUUCAUGGUCGAGGGCGGGCUUAGCUUUCCCUUUGCCGGUGCUUGCUCGUGGCAACUCUAUGAGACGGCAAAGUCGCUGGGUAUCGAUCUCGUCGUCCUCGCAGAGGAGGGCCAUUCGCUCAAGCAGCAACCCGAAUUCGCCCACUGGUGUCACGACUUCGUUCCCAUACAAUGCGGCUAUGAUGCCGAAUUCCAUGCGAGAAUCGUUUCCGCCGUCAAGCAAUAUGAGCAAGACUCUGGCAGAUCGGCAGACGGACUCCUCACAGCGUAUGAGAGCUACCAUAUCCCUGUCUCGACUGCCGCACAACAGCUUGGCUUGUCCUACGAACCCUUGUCUGCGUACGAGGUUGCGACGGACAAGUUCAAGACUAGUCUCUCCGAAGGCCGCAAGUCCUACACGGCAUCAAAUGUGGACGAAGCUUUGCAUAUUGCGAGGUCCGAGACCUUGCCGUGGCCGCUCAUCAUAAAGCCGUGUCGCGGAUGGGCGUCGGAGCUGGUGUUCAAGGUGGACGACAUCCAACAGUUGGAACAGUUCGCUCCCCGCAUGAGAUCCGAUAGCCACGGCGCCCAAUUUGUCAUGGAGCAUUACUGCAGUGGUCCCGAAGUCGAUAUCAACUUUGUCUUGUAUGAUGGCCAAGUCUGUUUCUGGGGUGUGGUGUCAUCCUUCUUUCCUUUUCGUAACACAAGCUGA
Molecule: messenger RNA, 1341 nt
Organism: Bipolaris victoriae FI3
Lineage: Eukaryota; Fungi; Ascomycota; Dothideomycetes; Pleosporales; Pleosporaceae
Exons: 1
Coding region: 1-1341 (446 amino acids)
Source: RefSeq, a predicted model, not a curated record